Messenger RNA from Calidris pugnax (ruff), 8727 nucleotides. RefSeq names its product zinc finger protein 536 (gene ZNF536). Lineage: Eukaryota; Metazoa; Chordata; Aves; Charadriiformes; Scolopacidae. The coding region runs from base 455 to 4363 and encodes 1302 amino acids. The record is from RefSeq and is a predicted model, not a curated record. Gene Ontology annotation, cellular component: nucleus. Gene Ontology annotation, biological process: regulation of DNA-templated transcription. The transcript is spliced from 9 exons. Gene Ontology annotation, molecular function: RNA polymerase II cis-regulatory region sequence-specific DNA binding; DNA-binding transcription factor activity, RNA polymerase II-specific.
UUUUUUUUUUUCCAGGAGCAGCAGACUUUGCAUAGUUUCGGGAGCAGGUUUUAUUUUUACAGUUGCGACCUUCAGUACCUAUCCUGUGUCUUUUAAGAAUUUCCUCAGCCAGGGAACAGAUUCGUUGGUUUAAGAGUAACUGUAAAGGAUCUACGAGAGCUUUCAUCCUCCACUGAUUGAAGAAUUAAACCUCGCCACACUCCGGCCAGCCCGAUGGGGAAACUGAGGCGAAGAGGUUAAAGGAUCUCUCCUGGGCCACGGAGUGUGUUGAUGUUGGUGCCCACUCCCUAGACAUGUGCACAGACUACUAGACUUCACUGCUCUGGCUGCAGCAGGGAAGUGGGACGCCCCUUUGGCAAUCUGUCAGUGCCAACCUGAGCUGCAUCCUUUCACUGGGUAUUUUCUAAGCUGACUGACAGUCCUUAAAACAAGUAUGCAGUUAAGCUGCUAAGAGAUGGAGGAAGCUAGUUUGUGCCUUGGUGUUUCUUCAGCUGUGCCAGAAGCGGACGCCCAUCUCAACAACACCCUGCUCAAUGGGCAGUAUUCAAUGAGCCAGAAGCUGCACCAGAUCACUUCCCAGCUCAGCCAUGCCUUCCCGGAGCUCCAGAACAGGCAGAAUCCAGAGGAGAAGGCCUCAGCACCUCUAGAAGACAAAAGCCACAUGUCCAUAGCAAACCAGCCCAUCAGCAGUCAGAUGGCCUUGUUGGCAAACCAGCUCAACAGAGAGGUCGACACCAGUUUGAACGGGCGCGUGGAUCUGCAGCAGUUCUUAAAUGGACAAAACCUAGGGAUUAUGUCUCAGAUGAGCGAUAUAGAGGAUGAUGCCAGGAAAAACAGAAAGUACCCGUGUCCCCUCUGUGGGAAGCGCUUUCGAUUUAACAGCAUCCUGUCGCUGCACAUGCGAACUCAUACUGGAGAGAAACCGUUUAAGUGUCCAUACUGCGACCACAGAGCAGCUCAAAAAGGCAACCUGAAGAUACACCUGCGUACUCAUAAGCUGGGAAACCUUGGCAAAGGUCGUGGAAGAGUCCGAGAAGAAAACAGACUUUUACAUGAGCUGGAGGAGAGAGCGAUUCUUCGGGACAAACAGAUGAAGAGCAGCCUCUUGCAGCCCCGACCCGACGUGAAAGCACAGCAGCACGCCCAGCCGAUGCCUCUCGCAAACUGUAACCUGUCUGUGCCAGCAAAUCACAACACACCGGAUAUUUCAAACCCUGUUCCCUCUCCAAAGCCAGUCAGCGUCCAGGAAGAAGUCGUCGCUCAGACAGCUGGGUUCAGAUGCACCUUUUGCAAAGGCAAGUUUAAGAAGCGAGAAGAGCUGGACAGGCACAUCAGGAUCCUGCACAAGCCUUACAAGUGCACCCUGUGCGACUUCGCCGCCUCGCAGGAGGAGGAGCUGAUCAGCCAUGUGGAGAAGGCUCACAUAACUGCGGAGUCGGCACAAGGCCAGGGCUCCAACGGGAACGGGGAGCAAUCCACCAACGAGUUCCGUUGUGAGGUGUGCGGCCAGGUGUUUAGCCAGGCCUGGUUCCUUAAAGGCCACAUGAGGAAGCACAAGGAUUCCUUUGAACACUGCUGUCAGAUCUGCGGGAGGCGAUUCAAAGAGCCUUGGUUUCUUAAAAAUCACAUGAAAGUUCACCUGAAUAAGUUGUCUGUAAAGAACAAAUCUCCUAAUGAUCCCGAAGUACCUGUCUCCAUCAGCAGCAUGUCCCAGGAAGCUCAUGCGAACCUGUAUUCGAGAUACCUGUCGUGUUUGCAAAGCGGGUUUCUUCCUCCCGACAAAGCGAGCUUAAGUGAACAAAAUCAAAUCUAUAACAAAGGCGAUAUGCCCAUGAAAGAGAAAGAAGUCUUGGGGAAGCUCCUUUCGCCCAUUUCUGGCAUCGGCCACAGUAUUGCUGAAGGGGAUAAACAUUCUUUAUUGGGCUGUCUCAAUCUGGUGCCUCCUCUGAAAUCCAGCUGUAUAGAAAGGUUACAAGCUGCCGCCAAAGCGGCGGAGAUGGAUCCAGUAAACAGCUAUCAGGCCUGGCAGCUUAUGGCAAGGGGAAUGGCCAUGGAACAUGGCUUUUUGUCUAAAGAGCAGCAGAUACAGCGCAGCCAUGAAGACACUUUGGCAAAUGCUGGAGUUAUGUUUGAUAAGGAGAAGCGGGAGUAUGUGUUAGUAGGAGCAGAUGGCUCUAAGCAGAAAAUGCCUGCUGAUUUGGUUCACAGCACUAAAAUGGGCAAUCAGAGAGACUUGCCAAACAAACUAGACCCUUUAGAAGGCAGUAGAGAUUUUUUGUCACAUGGUAUGAACCAGGGACUCGAUUACAACUUACAAAGUCAUGGAAACGUAAAAGAAAAGCCAACUGAAUGCCCGGACUGUGGAAGGGUUUUUAGAACAUACCACCAAGUGGUCGUUCACUCCAGGGUCCACAAAAGAGACAGGAAAGGAGAAGACGAAAUAAUUCAAGGUGGCCUCGAUGAGCGCCGUGGCUCUGGAAGCGAUCAAGAGUCUCAGUCUGUCAGCAGGUCGACAACACCAGGGUCCUCCAACAUUACUGAAGAAAGCGGAGUAGGUGGGGGGCUCUCGCAGACGGGGAGUGCCCAGGAGGACAGCCCGCAUCCUUCCUCACCCUCCUCUUCAGACAUUGGAGAAGAAGCUGGGAGAUCUGUAGGAGUCCAGCAGCCAGCUUUACUGAGAGACAGGAGCCUUGGUUCUGCCAUGAAAGACUGCCCAUAUUGUGGAAAAACUUUCAGAACUUCACAUCACUUAAAGGUCCACUUGAGAAUACAUACAGGUGAAAAGCCUUACAAGUGUCCUCAUUGUGAUUAUGCUGGUACUCAGUCUGCAUCCCUCAAAUACCACCUGGAACGGCACCAUCGGGAGCGGCAGAAUGGAGCAGGACCACUCUCUGGCCAAUCUGCAAGCCAAGAACACAAAGAUGAGACACCAAGUAAAAAUUCUGUGUUUAUUAGACCAGAUAUAUUGAGAGGAGCCUUCAAGGGGCUUCCUGGUAUCGAUUUCCGAAGUGGCAUGGUCUCACAGCAGUGGACGUCAGGAAUGCUGUCUUCUGGAGAUCAGCAAGGACAAGCAGCUGGCAUGUCAUCUGAAGUAUCUUCAGAAAAUAUGAAGGGUUCAGACAUAUCUUCCAAAGGAACACACUUCUCUGAACUUGGCCGUGCUUACCAGAACAUGGUUGGGAACGGCGUGAACUUUCAAGGGUCUUUGCAAGCUUUCAUGGACAGCUUUGUCCUAAGUUCUUUGAAGAAAGAAAAAGAAAUGAAGGACAAAGCGCUCUCAGAUCCACUUUCAGCAAAAGCUCUAGGCUCAGACGGUGGUGAGGAAAAGAUAAAUAGCAAGUCCUCACAGCGAAAAACAGAAAAGUCACAAUACGAACCUCUCGACUUAUCCGUAAGGCCAGAUGCAGCCUCCCUCCCAGGUUCAUCUGUUACUGUGCAAGACAAUAUCGCUUGGCACGGCUGCCUAUUUUGUUCCUUUACCACUUCAUCGAUGGAACUAAUGGCUCUGCACCUCCAGGCCAAUCACUUGGGCAAGGCUAAACGUAAAGACAGCAUCAUAGGGAACAACAAAGAGCAAUCUAGAGAAGCCUCAGCCUCGGUUAAUAAAGUGAGCUUGCUCCCCUCUUCUGUGCAGUCCAGCAAGGAGGCGGUAGUUUCAAACAUGUUGAGCCAGCUGGACUCAACUUCUGAGAAAAUGACCCAAGGACAAAAUAAAGAGACCCUGGGAGAGGCAAAGAGCACUGCCUGGCCCAGCCACAUGGAAUCCACUUUUUGUAAUUUUACAACAGACUUCUAUAAGCAGUUUGGUGUUUAUCCUGGUGUUAUUGGCCCGGGGACACAAAAUUCUUGCACCAGUAAUGAAUCCGAAAUAAAAACACAAUCCGAAGAUGACCCAAAUAUUCUGCUCUCUGACUCUGUAAAUAAAAGUGCUACUGAUGACCUGUCUGACAUAGCUUCAUCUGAGGACAUGGAAUCUUCCAAGGAAGAAAACAUUGAAGAUGAGGACAUUGACACAGAACCAGAUAUUAUGAAUAAGCAGUUGUCUGCCCUAAAUAAAGAAAGCAGUGAAGGAGGCGACAAUAUACAAAGUGCAGUCACCUCACAACCAACACAAGGGCUUGUAUCACCACUGCCACAAGCAUCAGAAAAGCAGUGGCACGGUCAGAAUCUUCUAUCCUCCCAUGAAACUGCACAAGGAGUGAUGAAACCCGAACAAGUUCAGGGUCCACAGGUCCUGGAGAAGCAGAUGAACAUGUUGUCAGUCCUAAGAGCUUACAGCUCUGAUGGCUUAGCAGCCUUUAAUGGACUUGCAAGUAGCACAGCAACUAGUGGAUGUAUCAAGAGACCUGACUUGUGUGAUUAGCCUUCAGGAGCACCCUGUUCAUGUAUUAGCCUUCCUUCCUUAGUCAUGGUUCCCUUUGUUUCUCCUACUGUCUGAGAGAUCAGAAAACAUGAGACCCAUCUCCAGCACCCGAUUCCAGGGCGUGAUUCUUGUGUUCUGUUGUAUUUUGGGAGACUCUGUGCAUUUGCCUAUCUUUUUACAGCCAGCGGUAUGUGGGUUGUUGACAUCUCAAGAGAGAACACUGAUACACUCGAUACAGUCCUUGCACAAUCAAGACAGCAAGGCGCGGUGCUCUUUCCGCAGUCAGAAUACAGGGGAAAUGAAAUAAAAUAUCUCAGCCUCAGUCAGCUGAGAUUGCAUCUUUGAUUGGCCACACUAAUUGAGUUAAAUUUCUGGCUGCAUAAAAACAAGCUGGGAUUUUCAGUGAUCCAUGUGGAUCAUUUUUAGUUGGCAGAUUUUACCUUAAGAUAAUGGGUCAGUCUUUAAGCACAAAUCUUGGCACGAAAAUGGUUUAAUUUCUAGAGGAGAAUGCCACCAACUCACAUUAUUGUUCUGGAAAGUCACCACAGAUGGGAGAGCAGUCCUCAGUUUCCCUGUAUGUAGAAUGAGAGAGAUCGAUGAUGUACACAUAAUUCAUUUAUGCUCCUGUCAUGCUUCAGGCUGUAAGGAUGAAAGACACAAUUAGGAAAGAACCAUAAUUACUGCAUAAUACAGAAAUUUCCAUGUCAAAAUGCUGCUGAGAAAAAUCACAAUUUUUUGUAAUAUUUCUCCUUUACAUAUAUAGCAGAACAGGAAAGAACAGAAAGAAAGAAAAAAAAUACCAUUGAGGAAUUCAGAGUCACUCCUGACCUGUACUUGGUUUUGGAGGCUCAAGUGACUAUACCUUGGAGCCGAUCUGGUUAAUCUUUUCUAGCACGCAGUUUCUGAGAAGAAGACAUGCCUUUCCUUGCUGCUUGGCAGCCAGUAGCCCAGCGUGGAGGGGAAGCCCAGGGCAAUGGCUCCAUGGUUUGGUAGCUGUCCUGAGCUUCCAUGUCCUCUGCUUUCACAGCCCUUGCUUGUUUGAGAAGUUACGCUUGAAAGUUCUAGACCUACUUUGUAUUUCAGCUUUGCAAGAUCUGGUUUCCUUUCCAUUUAUGCUCUUCUCUUUCUCUGCUUAUCUUCCCAUAUACAAGUAGUUGUAUCGCAAUAAUGUUCUACCUUCUGUACCAAGUCAAUAAUUUACACGUGAUUUACACAGCAUCUGUUUAUUGCAAGACCCUUUCCUUUCUCUCUCUCCUCCCCUUUAAAUUUUUCUGCUUUGUGUCUAAGACAGUAAAAUUUCCCUGCUUGCAUUUUCUGCUUGGGAAGUCCUUAGGCUUUCAAGGAAGAGCUGCUGGGCUGCAGAAGUGUUGGCCAGAGAUAGUCCUGGGCGUUAGCUGGUUGCUUAAUGGGUUAGUACUAUUGAACCCACACUUAAUGAUGUCCGAAAGUGUUAGUUCCAUGUUGGCUCUAUAAAUCUAAUUUGCUUCCAUUCAUGCUUGCUUUCCUCUGCAAUUAGUGCUGUUUUUCUCCUGCGUAGGCUCCACCCCAUUAUCACUUCUUCCUCUGUGUGCAGACAGGGCAGGGCUCUUCUGAGGUUGGGUAGCAGCGUUGGAGUUCUCAUCCUGCAAAGGGCUGAGCACUUCCAGUUUCCUUUGGAGCAGAAAGCGCUCAGCGUUGCACAGAAUUAUUAAAAUGUUCAGCAUUGUAACUUUCUGAAAUACCUUCCAAAUGUGGAACUGCAGCACAGACAAGAGGGCUGGGCAAGGGGAAGAUCGAUUGUGGCAGAUUAUUACAGCUUUAUUGUCACAUAAUUAUAGUGCUCUACCCCAAUGUUUAAAUAGUGAAUUUAGUUGUUGUAAAUUGCUUAUUGCCACAGGUGUCAAAACCAAAAAGAUUAUAAUACUAACCCCUUCAGAACUACCACCAACAUAGAAAAUACAGAAAAAGAUUUUUAAUUGUUUGUGGUGGCUUCACUUGAAUCCUUAUUGCAGCUCUUUUAAAUCAGAAAAUCCCUAUUAAACAGAAGCAAAAGGCCUGGUCUAUAAGCAAGCUCUAGGGCAGCUGCGAGGCAAUGGAAGGUCAUCCUAUUGCAGCAAACCGUAGUACUCCUGCCCAUUUAAAGGAUCUUGUCAUGCCCUUAACUAACUCAACUCUUGGUCCUGGUCUGCAGUUGAAAAGAUAACCAGAAUAUUCUUUUCCUUCAAGGAGGAAUGAAAUGAUACGGAAGUUUUACUGCAGACUUUUCUUUACCCCGUUACGGUGCUUUUGAAGAGGUUUCUCUAGUUUGAGUUAAGAGGUCCAGAGCCUGCCUUUAGCGUGUGAGCUGUGCUGCGGACGGGGAGAUCAGCACCUCGGCCCCACGCUGGGGUUUCAGCCCCACUUUGGGAUGCUGCAGUGCCAUUUGCAUGGCAGCAUCAAACCCAACUCAUAUGGCUUGCUUCCUUUGUCUAAUUAACUGGGAAUGCCAGUGAUCCAGAGAAGUUUGUGUUGCUGGAUAAAAGGGCCGGUCUGUGAAUAGCAUUGUAUUUGCCAAAUGGUUCGCUAGUCAUUUCAGUACAAACAAAUGGAUGGUGUCUGUAAGUCUGCAAACACUGUUGACAUUUAGCCUUGUUUAUGUUACUUUCCUUUUGCUGCAUAUUUUUGGCUAGAAAAGAUACUGUCUGAAUCAACAUUGACUUCCUAAGCAGAAGCUAAGGACCCAGUCUUGCAUCCCUCGUUCUCGAUGAGUGGGACUGCUUACAUGACUAAGGAUUGCAGAAUCAGGUCCUGUGUUUAGUUGAUUUUAAAUUUCAUUGCUAUAUUCAUGUGAUUUAAUUUGACUGUAUUUUGUUGUAUCAUACAUCGGUCAGGUGAUAGGUCCGGUAUCACCAUUUUGUUUACUAUUGAAAAUUUUUAUUUCUUACCAUUUUUCACGUGGCAGCGUAACAUUCCCAUUCCAUUUCUGUUUCUGGAAAUUAACCCCUAAAACAUCCAAUAGAGCGAAGUGCUGAGUACCUCCUAUUCCCAGUGAAACUGGAGGCGUUCAGUCCCUCCUAGCACCAGAUCUGAAAGGGGGAUUGUGUUUGCAAAAGGAGGCCUUGGUAUGUGCCUUGAUUUCAGACAUCAGUGGCCAGCCGCACCAAGGCAAAUCCCUAGCACAGAAAGGCUUUUCUUUUCUUUGCGGAGACAAAAUAAUGAUGUAAGCUUAGAGCCGUAUGAUUUUACUCUAAGUUUCAUCUCCCAAACAAUAUAUUCUUAUUGUUUUUCUCAUAUCCAGGUCAAAUUUAAAUUGUAAUUUAGGAUUAGGCAGAGGCACAGGGAUGUUUCCAGGUCUUUCCAAAGUGAGACAAUGCUCUGGUUUGUGUUUUGGUUGAGGAAUAUAUAUUCUUGUGUCUGAAGUAUAGUAUUUCCUACAACUACUCAUGAACACGAACAAUUUAGACAUCCUUGUAAGACAAAACUAAGUGUACGAUUAAUACCUAUUAUGCGGCCAAUUUUAAACAAUUAAUUUGACAGCAAUUAUAAUUUUAUGUUACAGGCUUUCAGAAAUAAAUAACCAAAUUCAUCUUUGUAAUCUAAGGAACUUGGAUAUCUUUAUGCGAAGAUGAUCUUGUUAUGCAGAGUAUUGCAUAUCUGGAAUUUCUGAGGUUUGCUCCCACCUCUCUAGAUGCCUGUAGUACCAGGGGUAAAUAAUUACCUGAGGCUUAUUAAUUGUUUCAGCAAAGAAAAAAAAAUAUAUAACUUAAGUGUAAGCAUUAAUAUAUGUAUACACAAUACAUCCACAGUAUAUAACAAACCAUCAUAAUAGUACAAAAAUAGAGGUCCUGAAUAUGUUCUGUUAUUUAUGUGUUUGGCAAGCUUAGGGAAUGGACUUUAGUAUGAGUGAAAAUUCUCUUAACAUUUUUAAGGUUAUUUAUUGUCAUUUCUAUUUGAGUUUUUAAUGGUCCUGUAUUUUGUAAUGCUUUAGCAGGAAAAAAUACUGUAGUUAUCUUUUUUCAUAUUCUUUAAGCAAUAUUUCUAGCUUAAUAUAUUGUGCCAGGUUUUCCAAUAUUAACCAAGAAAGACAGUAAAAUUCAAUGAACAGCACUCUGACAACCACAAUUUAAAACCUGUGAUUGAAGUGAAAUGUGUAAACUUCUAGUGGGUUAUCAUGUGCUUUGGAAUAGAGUAUUGUUGGAAGUAAUUAGAAAAUAUAUUAAGGUUUCCUGGUAAUGAAGGUAUGUAAGUUUUAAUAAUUGUUGCUUUCUGAAUAAGUGUCAAACUAUAUCUUUAAAUGUAUAUGGAGUUACAAGUUAGGUCACUUCUGAAUGGAAUGUAAAACAAUACUAAAAUGCUUCAAUAACUUAUCUCAGUGUUGCUAAUAAAAAAAAAGCUGUUAACCAUUA